Messenger RNA from Leptonychotes weddellii (Weddell seal), 871 nucleotides. The record is from RefSeq and is a predicted model, not a curated record. Lineage: Eukaryota; Metazoa; Chordata; Mammalia; Carnivora; Phocidae.
AAUAUUACCAGCCUUUGAGACACUCAACUGUAGCCUCAGUCCAGGGACUGCUAGGUAUGGCAUUGAAAAAGAAAAUGUGGUGAAGUCAGAAACACCUUUCAUUAUAGGAAAAGGCUAUAAUAUGCCAUCAGCAUUAAAAGCAGGAUCAAAACCACAGGCUGCCUCACAGCCUAGGAUCCGGAGAGGCCCGGUGCAAGCCCAGUGUGCCCGCUCUCUGGAACAGCGGUACCAGGAUGCACUUUCUCUCUUGGAUCAAGAACCACCGAUUAUUGGCUAUGGAUGUCGACUAGAAGUCUUUGAAAAAAUUGUUCCACGAAAGGGGAAUUCUGUUUGUCUACAAAGAAUCGCGCUGAGAAUAUUGACAUUUGGAAGAAAGCCGUUCCUCUCUUGCACUCACGGAGAUGUGGAUCUCUUGAGCCUGUCGGCGGCCUGCGAUGCCUUGGACCAGCACAACCUCAAGCAAAAUGACCAGCCCAUGGACAUUCUGCAGGUCAUUAAUUGUCUGACCACUAUUUAUGAUCGCCUGGAGCAAGAACACAACAAUCUGGUCAACGUCCCUCUCUGUGUGGAUAUGUGUCUCAAUUGGCUGCUGAAUGUUUAUGACACGGGACGAACAGGGAGGAUCCGGGUCCUGUCUUUUAAAACUGGCAUCAUUUCUCUGUGCAAAGCCCAUUUGGAAGACAAGUACAGAUACCUUUUCAAGCAAGUGGCAAGUUCAACAGGAUUUUGUGACCAGCGCAGGCUGGGCCUCCUCCUGCAUGACUCCAUCCAAAUCCCAAGACAGUUGGGUGAAGUCGCAUCCUUCGGGGGCAGUAACAUUGAGCCGAGUGUCAGGAGCUGCUUCCAGUUUGUGAGUUAUUCACCUUCUUAA